UCUUUCUAACUGUUCCUCCACCUGCUCCUUGCUUUCACUGCAGAUCACAAUGUCAUCUGCAAACAUCAUGGUCCACGGGGAUUCCAGUCUAACCUCAUCUGUCAGCCUAUCCAUCACCACUGCAAACAGGAAGGUGCUCAGGGCUGAUCCCUGAUGCAGUCCCACCUCCACCUUAAACUCCUCUUUCAAAAAAACAGCACACCUCACCACUGUUCUGCUGCCUUCGUACAUGUCCUGUAUUAUUCUAACAUAUUUCUGUGCCACUCCAGACCUCAUCCAGGAGGACCACUUCUGGGAGGCCAAGGAUACGACCAGGCCAGGACUCGGCACAUCUGGGACACGCAGCGCCAGCACAUGGACUGCAUCCAGGACCCGCCCGCCGUCCAAGGUGGGGGAUGUGACGAGAGGUGGCAUCAAGCUUCCGAUAUUCAAGUGUGCGCGAGGCUCCACUUCCCUGGAGUGCUUCCACCUCCACCAGUGCCCGCUUCAUUCCAGGCACCGUGGCCAACACCCUCCACUUCCAGGUCUACCUGCUGGAGGGCUUGACCCGGUGGAACGAGGACCGAGCCAGGGCAGCCGUGGUGGGGGGCCUGUCGACGACCUUGACCCGCUGCUACAACUCCCGCCUGCUCAGCGCUUUCCAAAAGCUGACGCAGAAGCUGCUGAAACGCGCUGUGGUGGAAAACUACACCCCGCCGGGGGAGUACAUUGGGGAGCUCAUCGGCUUGGACUACCUGUACGCCCAGACCGGCGCCGCGCUCCAUCCGGGCCCCGAUCGUGACAAGGAGGGGGAGGAGGAGGACCCGACUGCUUGGAUGGACAAGGUGGCGGAGGAAGAGGACGACGGGGCAGUCGACGUGGAAAAGCCGGACGAAGGAGAUCCGGAGUUCAUGGCCUUGUCUGAGUCCAUGAUGGAAUGCCAGGACAGGGACAGAGACAGGACGGCUGCGCCCCCACCAUGUCCAGAUGCCCAUGUAGAGGAUGACGUCCUCGGAGCGGACGGACGCACAGGCUACCAGCACGUCUGCCGCCUGGCGUCGGCGCUGGUGGAGCUGCGUCUGUGUCCCUUUGUCACUCAGUCGCAGGUGCCCAACAUCAGGGAUCGGUGGCUGAAGCUGGACUCCAGGGACAAGGCCCCCCUUGCCCUUCCCACGCGGCACAAGGACAGGUUGUUCGAGGGCCACUUCAAGACCUCGGCCAGAAAUCGCCACUCGACAGGUGUGGACAGUGCCAAACGUCUCUCCAUCGGAAAGGGCACAGAGGUGGCGCACUCCCCGAGUGUGAGCAGGUUUAUGGAGGCCAUUUUCAUCGAGCUGUGCCACAUCCACGCUCAAGGGCACAGCCUGGCCGGAAUCCGGAUGAGCCGAUGGGGGCUAGUGAUGCGUGACUUCGGGCGCAUCAAACAGAUCUGCAGGUCUGUGCAGCUGCUGGCCGCCGCUCCCAUCCAGGUGGUGGAGGUCAACCACCGGACCCUUUCUCAGUGGUACAACCGGAUAAGCAUGGAGGAACUGGCCAGGGGCCUUUGCGUAGUGCUUCCGGCGCCCACCGCAGACCAGGUCGCAGCAGAGGCACUCCCACCGUCCAAGCCUUUACUGGACAAGGCGGGGCAUCCCCGUAAAGGCCUGGAAUACCACCACCCGAACGACACCUCUGGUCUGGCAGUCACUCACAGAGGGCCUGUCCUGCCAGAGCUUUUUGCAGCCCGUGUGUCUGCUUCAUCCUCCUCCUCCUCCGCCGCUGCUGCUGCAUCCGCUUCGCCCUCCUCUACCACUGUUGCUGCUGUGUCCGCUUCGGCUGCUGUGUCCGCGUCAUCCUACUCCGCUGCUGCUUGCAUACGGGAGCAGCAGAUACGGGCGCAUAUGGGCUUCGCCACUCCAAGUGUCAGCACCCCCCCCCCCCCCCCCCCCCCCCGGCAGCAGUGA
This is a messenger RNA of Phyllopteryx taeniolatus (common seadragon), 1922 nucleotides long. RefSeq lists its product as uncharacterized. The transcript is spliced from 6 exons. The record is from RefSeq and is a predicted model, not a curated record. The coding region runs from base 816 to 1922 and encodes 368 amino acids. NCBI's taxonomy places the organism in Eukaryota, Metazoa, Chordata, Actinopteri, Syngnathiformes, Syngnathidae.